Messenger RNA from Synchiropus splendidus (mandarinfish), 1025 nucleotides. Its product is annotated as pentraxin-related protein PTX3-like. Gene Ontology annotation, molecular function: complement component C1q complex binding. The record is from RefSeq and is a predicted model, not a curated record. Bases 56 to 745 code for a protein of 229 amino acids. The transcript is spliced from 2 exons. Gene Ontology annotation, biological process: innate immune response. Lineage: Eukaryota; Metazoa; Chordata; Actinopteri; Syngnathiformes; Callionymidae.
AGGGGGUGAAGCGAAGAAGCGGCUGCACGAAUCGAGGGUUUCUCCAUUUACACGGAUGGCGGCACACACGGCCAUGUGUGUGUUCCUUAUCUGGCCUCUGCUGUGUGCGCUCGGAUGUGUCGGCGCAUCUGCCAAUGACUAUGAUGGAAACUACUACGGAGACAGCUACGAUAAUGAGAUAUCCCUGGACCAGCUGGAAGGGGAUGAGUCAACGUCGCCCUGUCAGAGUGUGGACAUAUCUCGCUGGGAGAAGCUCUUCAUCACGCUGGAGAACUCCCACAUGAGGCAGAACGUGCUGCUGGAGUCGCUCCAGACCUGCUGCGGUGGGAUGAUGUCUCUCAGGACUCAGGUGGAGCAGCUGGUGAGACGCAGCCACCAGGUACGGAGCGAGGAGGCCGCAUGUCGGAGGCAGGUGGAGCAGGUCGCCCUCGGAAUGCAGCAGAGCAUGCUGGAGCUCCAGGAUGAGCAGUCGGAGAGAGAACAGCGGCUGAAUGCCACCUUGCAGAAGCUGCUGGAGAGCGUGCUCCGAGAGAAGAAGGAGUACAGUGUCACGCUAGAUGAGACAAACACACCGUCAGUGUUGCAGGCGUUUCCAUCUGUCCAGGCGGAAUCAUCACUGUUGGACCUGGCUUCAGUGCAAAAGACCCUGGUUACCAUAGCAACAGACCUGCGGAAGGUUCAGCAGCAGCUGAACAGAGUGUUGGACCACACUGGAACUCUAAUGAGGGACAGAGGUGAGACAUGAGCGGCUGUGAUCAGUGGCUUGUGUUUCCACAUCUCCAUCAUGAAUUAAAGCACCACCCUGUGGAGAAUCAUUUCCUGACUCUGAGUCUCCCCUCAUUUCCUGCAUCUUCACCGCCUCAUGUUUGUGGCGAGACUCUACAAAUGUUGGGAACCGCACGACAGCGAGCUGAUGUUAUUAACCGUGCGGUGGCCGCUCCCUCUCAUUAUCUCAUUUAACAGAGGCUUGUUGGACGACGCACGACUUCACCACUGCUCAUCUGUUUAUUACAUCUUAUUAUUGG